GGCCGGCGAUGGCCUAUUGAGUAUAAGUUACCCACGAAAGUGACAUCUACAUCGGUGUACCAUUUAUUUACCUACAUAAAAAUACCAAGAUUCUUUAAGUAUUAGUCGUAUAAGAGAUAUGAAUGAGGACCACUUCGUUCUCUCUCGAGGUCCUGGCCCUGCUGUUCCUGACGCUGAUCCCUUGGCCGGGACCGUCGGUCUUCAAGAUCACCUGCUCACGUGACAACUCCAAAAUUGUGCGAAAGGUCAUUCAAAACAAAUGGCUCCCCGUUUUAGAAAGGUUUCAAGUAAAGCUGCCGCUGGAGUGUCCGUUCCACCCCGCGCGAGACAUAUUCGCGCCGCAGCACGACGCCAAGAUGCAGCACCGGCCCUCGCAGUGGACCUGCGCCUUCUGCGGCAAGUCCUUCUACGAGGAGCGCCACCUCGACACACAUUUCGACCAGCGACACAAGAACCAGAUUAACAGGGCGGAGGACGCAGUAUGCCUAGCGGAGUACUGCGAUAUAAUGCGGUGCCAAGUUUUGGUAGCGCAUGGGCUGCUAAACGGCGGUGGCGGGCCUAGCACGGACAUGGAAGUAUGGCAAGAUGCAGAGGCGGCGCGUAAGGCGCUAGCGCCCGCUGCUCCGAGGUCUGUGGCUCGUGUCCCGGCGCGGAGACGCCGUCCGCGGGCCGUUCAACCCCAUCCUGUGAGGGACUGCCCUUCGACUGAAGUUGAUCCUGAUAUUGUAGAGCCAGAAGAGAAACGCACAGAGGACAGCGAAGGCGACGCGAAUCAGACCUCUGAGCUGUGCGACGCAGACACGGUGGAGUCUUCUCUGCCGCCCGACAGCAGGCAGCGGCGACUAGCAGACCUACAGGCGGAGCGUGCUGCUUGCGACCCCGCGCGUCUUCAGCUACUUAAAGUGCGGUGCGAGCGAGUGGUUCAUUCCUGCAUCGCCACUUUGUUGUUGCAUCUCACGCAGCACCAGUUUACAGAACUUGAAGACGAGAUGCAGCGCGCCGUGUGCUGGUAUCUGAGCUGCGACCGCUACUGGGAGGACACGGCGCCCACCGCGCGCGCCUUCCCCUGGCCGCUGCUGCUGGCGCUCGCCACCGGGCUCGCGUUGGCUUUGUGCAUGUGCUAUUACAUCAUCUGGAUCGUGUUCGAUUCUGAGGAGGGCAGCGUCGCGGGCAGCGCGUCGGUGUCGAUGACGACGCACUCGUCGCCCGCGCGCGCCGAGCGGCUGGCGGCCGAGGACGCGCUGCUGGACGACCCCGACCACGACGACCACUACAUCUACGUCACCUACCCACCCGAGCUCAAGCGCCGUCUGCUCGAGAGCUGCUACAAUAGAACAACUCGCCUCUGAGACCCGACGUGUCCACCUUAUUUCAUCGUGCAUGCACCUUAUUUGUAUGAAGAAAGUAGAUUAUUAGUGUGUAGAUAUUAUUAGUAAUACUCAGGAAUUUCCUCAUAGAUCACCUAUUCAUAAUACAACAAAAGAAUAGUCCGGACUCUUUUGUAGUACCUUUAGGUAUCUACUCUGCGUAAACGCAUUCAUGUUAAAUUCGCAGAUAACACUAACUAAAUACCUACAAUUCUGGGUAUUCAAAUAAUUUCCCGAAGACAUCGUAGAUUGUACCAAACCUAAGAGUUAGACCGAGAAAAGUCUGUAACGAUUUGGAUAGCAUACGCAGUGCAAGUGUUACUUACACGUCAUAAUUUCAUAGAAGUUGGAUUAGAAGUUUCAAAUAACACUCGCACUGCGUGUGCUACCAAAAUAGUUGCAGACUUAUCUUGGUCUAACUCUACCUACUAUGUUCAUCAAACCAACAUUGUAACUACCUAUUUAAAUUAUGUUUAAAAGAAUUUAUAAUACGAAUAGAAGAGUGUUUUAGAUUUUUAUUUUACAAAUAGCGCGUUGAUGUAGCCUUGUGUUUGUUAUAAGUUAUUUAGUGAAUAUUAAGAGAAGUUACAGUUAAGUUAGCACGAUUAGUUUUAUGGGUACCUACCCAAUAUUAACGCCGUUAGCAGAGGCCCAUUUCUCGUACGUUAGACUAAUAUUAUUAGUGUGUCGCCAUGGUAACCCAUACGACUUGACAGGGGCCCAUUUGUCGAAAGAUAUUAGUCUAAUAUUAUUAGUGUGUUGUCAUGGCAACCCAUACGAUUUGACAGUUUGUGGACUAAUAAUAUUAGUCUAAUAUCGUCCGAGAAAUGGGCCCCAGAUGUGCCCAUAUUAGUAUCUAUUACAUUGUUAUUUAGGUUUUUAAUUAAAUUCUGGGACCUCAACAUUCGGAUUAUAGAAUAUUGUAAAUACUUACGUUAUGUAACGCAUUGAUUAUGAAUAUUAAAUUGAAUCUCAAUAUAUGAUAUCGCUAACAAAAACAAUGCACCUACCUACCUAAUAUAAUUUACGCUAUCAUAGUUAACAUAAUAGUUCAUAGUUUAAGAAAUUGGCGUAUUAAUUAUAUUUCGGUUAGAAAGCAACAAAAAUACUUAUAUUUUUUAAACCCUAUUACCUAUAAUCAUGAGAAAUGUCUGAUAACUACGCUAUCACUAAAAGACGAUUUUUCAAUAGUACAGUCACGAACUUUAAUUGUUGAGCCAUUUUAGGGUUUACUUUACAUUGGACAUUUCAUACCGUUAGUAUUGACAACCAAAUUAGCAUGGACCUCAGAUGUCUCAUUACUCAUUAAUAUUCACAACGACGGCGACGGGCCUUAAUCACGUAAAAAUUAGAUCGAGUAAAAAUCGUGAUAGUUUAAAUCAGUGUCUUAGAUGGGUCAACAAUUAAAGCUUUACCUAGUAAAUUUAGUUGCCUAGGUUAUUUAAAAUGUAAUCAUGUAAAUGUAACCUUCUAAACAAGUUUAUUACAUUACGUAAUUCAAACCAGAUUAUUUAAUAAAUAAACAAAAACACUCUAAAUUAUUUAGACGAAUCUCAAUAAUGAUUAGUCGUUGUGAAGAUACUUUGAUCGGUGUGUAAUCAAUCAGUUAUUCACGCCGCAAACGAGAUAACGAAACGUGGAUCUAAGGAACACAUGGUUAUGAAGUAUAAUAUAAUUACAAUGAAUGAUCAUGAAGCCAAUAUGGAGUCAGUCGCCUUAAUGUGCGUACCUAUAGUGCGGUGUUCUAGUACCUUGCCUGCUAGUCGUAAGUUAACAGUAAUGUAUAGAAUAAAACCUGCUGCAAAUUGUAAAUAAGCUAUAUUUUUUCCAAUUAAUGUAAUUAGAAUAUUGAUUACCAUACGAUUGAUAGGAUGAUAGGUCGAGCGACUCUAUGUAUUAAAACUAUUAAAAGUACCUAAACUCUACAAAAAUGUGUGAGGCGAGGCGAUGUUAGGAAGAGUAACAUAGUUUAUAUUGCUCGGGGAAAGAGGAACCCUGUGAGAAUUCCCCACAUGUAUUUCUCUUACCUUCUAAACCUUAUACCCUUAACAAUAUUGCGUAGCAACUUAGGUACAUACUUACAUACCUAAUCCCAAUAUACAUACCUACUUAUUCAAGUAACAAGUAACCAUCUGUCGAAUUGAUUAUUAACGCGAAAAAUAUGAUACCAUAUGGAGGUACAUUAAAAAGAAUCUACCGUUUGACAACCAUUUAUCCUUAUGACAUUGGGUAAGAGCGGCCUAAGACUGAGUGAGAUCGAAUUUUUCAUCGUUUGUAUUUAUAUGACGUGUUAUCACCCUCCUGUGAAGUGUGUUAGUCCAGUAGCUAAGGAGUAAUAACUUACGUCCAAUGUCAUAAGGGAUGGGCUAGUAGAUCAGCAUCUAAUUAUACUGUCUUAAGUUAAUGCCUUUGAUGUUGAUUUACUAGGUCCUAUAAGUCUAGCGAUGGAAAAUCGACUCAACAAAGUAAAGCUUAAAACUGGAUUCAUGUUUUAAGUCAGUCUUCAUACUUAUUUCACUUGAUAUUGGCUAAAUUAUCAGUCGUAUUGGCUCCACACUUGAUUCGAUCCGAAUAUUGGCGAAAGUCAUUGUGUAAAGGGCUUAAGACGAAUUUGACACGUCAGUGUCUUCUUUUCGCUUGUAUCUUGCGGUAUCAUCAUAUUUCUCUGGCAUAAUUCUAUUCUUAUUGCUAUUAUACACCACGCGAGCAUCAUACGUAACUAAAAACAAUUAUUUUUCGCUAUUUUAUUGCUCACUCGUCAUAAAUCUCAGCUCAUCUAGAACGAACCCUCAAAUUAUAUGUAACUAAUACCGCUUUCUAUUAAUCUUAUGAAAUGCUUAAACGAGACUGAAGUAAAGCAUACAUUUUAGGGAUCGUACGCGCACUCGACAUACAAUAGUAAUGUGCACUUUUCAUUCUAAUUGGAUUAAUAUAAAAUUGUAAAAAGUUUGUUAAAUAAAAAUAUAAAAUAA
Messenger RNA from Cydia fagiglandana, 4339 nucleotides. RefSeq lists its product as uncharacterized. Bases 123 to 1349 code for a protein of 408 amino acids. The record is from RefSeq and is a predicted model, not a curated record. The transcript is spliced from 9 exons. Lineage: Eukaryota; Metazoa; Arthropoda; Insecta; Lepidoptera; Tortricidae.